This is a messenger RNA of Oppiella nova, 2519 nucleotides long. Lineage: Eukaryota; Metazoa; Arthropoda; Arachnida; Sarcoptiformes; Oppiidae. The record is from the annotation of a GenBank genome assembly.
GGUUUAACUACCGGUCCACCCAUUAUAUGGUAGAGCAUGGGUACUACAACUUUCUCAAUUGGUUUGAUGAGCGGGCCUGGUAUCCAUUGGGACGUAUUGUCGGCGGAACGGUCUACCCCGGAUUGAUGAUCACUUCGGGUGCCAUUCACUAUAUGCUGACAAUACUGAAUAUUCCGAUCCAUAUCCGGGAUAUCUGUGUGUUCUUAGCGCCCAUCUUCAGUGGUCUGACAGCUAUUUCCACGUAUUUGUUGACCAAAGAGUUGUGGUCAGAAUCUGCGGGACUCUUCGCCGCCUGUUUCAUAGCCAUAGUUCCCGGUUAUAUUAGUCGGUCAGUGGCCGGUAGUUAUGACAACGAAGGCAUCGCUAUAUUCGCUCUUAUGUUCACUUAUUAUCUUUGGGUAAAGUCAGUGAAAACGGGUUCCGUGUACUGGUCGGCACUGACAGCCCUGUCCUACCUGUAUAUGGUGUCCGCAUGGGGUGCUUACUCGACAUUUUUCAUAUUGGGUUUACUGUUCUCAAUGCAAAUACCGUUCGUUGGUUUCCAACCGGUCCGCACCUCUGAACACAUGGCAUCGGCCGGUGUUUUCCUUUUGCUCAAUGCCUACGCUUUCCUCAAAUAUCUCCAGAACUUUAUGACCCGUUCCGAGAUGAAGACCUUUUUCCUGACCGCUGUCGUCGGAUCCGCCGGAAUCGUGUUCGCCGGAGUGGUGGCCCUCACAUACGCCGGUUAUAUCGCGCCCUGGAGUGGACGCUUCUACUCUCUCUGGGACACCGGUUACGCCAAAAUCCAUAUUCCUAUCAUCGCGUCGGUGUCUGAACACCAACCGACCACUUGGUUCUCAUUCUUCUUCGACUUGCAUCUACUCAUCCCUACCUUUCCCAUCGGUUUGUGGUAUUGUAUCAAAGAAGUGAACGACGAAAGAGUGUUCAUCGCUCUCUACGCCAUAACCGCCGCAUACUUUGCCGGAGUUAUGGUCCGACUUAUGUUGACAUUAACGCCAGUGGUCUGUGUGUUGAGUGCCAUCGCGUUCUCGGAAUCCUUUUCAUACUGUCUUCAGGACGAAAAGCCGACACAAAAAUCUCGCGCCAAUAGUGUCGACGGAGCCGUCGAUUCGAGUACUGAUAGCGAAGAAAACAAUCAAAACGGAGCCGAAAAGAAUAGUCACAAAAAUCUUUACGACAAAGCCGGCAAAAUACGUAAACCCAAGACAGACGUGUCGAAGGAAAGUCAUGGCAUCGGUGCUAAUAUGCGUACAUUUAUAUCGGUUCUGUUGGUUAUGAUGCUUAUGCUGUUUGUGGUUCAUUGCACUUGGGUUACCAGUAAUGCCUACUCCAGUCCCAGCAUUGUGUUGGCCUCUUAUAGCGGCGACGGAUCUCGAGUGAUUUUAGACGACUUUCGAGAGGCUUACUAUUGGUUGUCGCAAAACACCGCAGACGACGCCCGAGUCAUGUCGUGGUGGGACUACGGCUAUCAGAUCGCAGGAAUGGCUAAUCGGACGACUCUAGUGGACAACAAUACGUGGAAUAACAGUCAUAUCGCACUCGUCGGCAAAGCGAUGUCGUCUAACGAAAGCGCCGCCUAUACUAUAAUGCAAUCGCUUGACGUCGACUAUGUGUUAGUCAUAUUCGGUGGAGUUAUUGGCUAUUCUGGUGAUGACAUCAAUAAGUUCUUAUGGAUGGUUCGCAUAGCAGAGGGGGAGCACCCGAAAGACAUCCGAGAAAGCGAUUACUUCACAGAUCGGGGAGAGUUCCGAGUGGAUGCUCAGGGGGCGCCCACUCUUCUCAAUUGCCUUAUGUAUAAACUCAGUUACUUUCGGUUCGGAGAACUUCAGCUCGACUACCGAAGUCCGGCCGGUUUCGACCGAACCCGCAAUAUGGAAAUCGGCAAUAAGAACAUCCGAUUGGAGCACUUGGAGGAGGCCUACACUACCGAGCACUGGUUGGUCCGCAUCUACAAAGUCAAACAGCCGGCCAAUCGAGUGAAGAUCGCUUACGGCGACCGCAAAGUGAAGCCCAAAAACAUCUUCUCGUCAAAGAAGACGAGUAAGAGGAAGAAGGGCACCAUUAAGAGCAGACCCGUCGUCGUGAAAGGCAAGCGCACGACCACCACCACCACCACGAGCUCCACGUAGGCUCUCAUCAAUGGAUUAGUAAUAAAGAGAUAAUUUAUGAUUGAGUGCCUCGUAGUUUGCAAACACAUAAUUAUUUUGCAUUUUCUAACUGACAUCUCAUUAUGAAAAUAUUUUUAUUAUUAUUUAAUGAUUUUUUGUUUGUUUUUUGACAUAAUCUUAAAGUAAUUGUUAUUCGAAGUAAUUUUUAAAUGAAAUUUCUUUUUAAUUUUAAUUGACAUAUUUUUCCAAACACUCGAACCCUUGGGUGCAAUCUUUUUUGUAAACGACUGACUCUAUUGUCUGUAUUUGUUGGACAUUUUGCCACCAUUUGAUUGAUUUGUUAAACAAUUUAUUACAGAAAUAUAUUCAAUAGAAAACUAGUCACACGAUGAACGAGUCGUCUAUUUU